This is a messenger RNA of Durio zibethinus, 566 nucleotides long. Its product is annotated as peroxiredoxin-2B-like. The record is from RefSeq and is a predicted model, not a curated record. NCBI's taxonomy places the organism in Eukaryota, Viridiplantae, Streptophyta, Magnoliopsida, Malvales, Malvaceae. Gene Ontology annotation, molecular function: thioredoxin peroxidase activity. Gene Ontology annotation, biological process: hydrogen peroxide catabolic process; cell redox homeostasis; cellular response to oxidative stress. Gene Ontology annotation, cellular component: cytoplasm.
CCUCCACUACAUAUAUACCGAUAUUACGUUAAACAUGCAAACUCCUCACUUCCCCACCAUUGAUAACAACAAAAUAAAUGGCCUGUAUAGCGGUCGGUGACACGAUUCCCGAUGGCACUUUCUCUUAUGUUGAUGAGGCUGAUCAGAUUCUAAACGUGUCCGUACACUCCCUUGCUGCCGGUAAACAGGUCAUUCUCUUUGGAGUUCCCGGUGCUUUUACUCCCACAUGCAGCUUGAAGCAUGUUCCAGGUUUCAUUGAAAAAGCAGAGGAGCUGAAGUCGAAAGGCAUUAGUGAGAUUUUCUUGAUCAGUGUUAAUGACCCAUAUGUAAUGAAGGCAUGGGCAAAGUCAUAUCCUGAAAACAAGCAUGUCAAGUUUUUCUCUGAUAGCUCAGCAGCUUACAUCAAAACUCUUGGUCUUGUGCUCGACGUCUCUGACAGAGGAUUUGGGAUUCGCUCGCAGAGGUUUGCUGUCCUGAUUGAUGAUCUAAAAGUGAAAGUUGCUAAUGUGGAAUCUGGUGGACAGUUCAAAGUUUCCAGUGCUGAAGACAUGCUCCAGGCUCUCUGA